AUGCGUUUCUCAUGGACUUUACCACUGUUACUAAGUGCCAAUGGCUGUGCUGCUGCUUGGAAGGAAAGACACGUCGAUUUGGUGAUGAAUAUUGACGAUUACUAUGAUCAAGCCAACAGUGUGGAUUCAUAUACCAUGGUGGAAUAUACAACCCAAUGGUGCCACCAUUGUAAAACUUUAAAGCCCAUCUUCAGGGACUUAAUGCUGUCCUAUGAUGACGAUGAAGGCAAACUGCCCAUCAAAUUUCUCGACCUCAGCUGUGAAGUUUUCAAUUCCCACAAGGUAUGUACUGAAUUGACUGGGUUCCCUCAGAUCAAUUUUAUUGUGCCUAGAGAUGAACCGCUAGUACUACAUGAACCAGACUAUACAUCAAUGCCAUUCUAUCAAAGAUGGUGGACACGCUUCAGACGCCACAUACAAGAUCCUAAAUGGCAAUUGGAUAAGGAAAGAGUUUAUGGAUACAGUGGUAAUAGAGAUGUGGAAAGUAUGCGUAAUUUUAUUGAAACUAUUAGAUCCAAGCAUGAAGUACAUAGAUUGGCACUGAGAGUUACUAAACCUGAAUAUGAUUGCAAUGAUGAAAAUGAUGAGCAAGAAAUAGAAUUAUGUCAAUUGGGUCAAAACUAUGCCAGACAAUUAGAUAUUAACAAUUUGGAUGCGGAAGAAUCCAGAUUAGAAAAUCUGAUUGCCAACAAUAACGAAGAUCAAUUGAAGACUGUUAAGUUCCAAUUGGAAAUCGUUAAAUUGUUAAAACCAGGACCAAUUCCAGAAAAAACCGAAGAAAAUGUCCAAGAGCACGAUGAGUUGUAG
Molecule: messenger RNA, 807 nt
Organism: Zygosaccharomyces rouxii
Lineage: Eukaryota; Fungi; Ascomycota; Saccharomycetes; Saccharomycetales; Saccharomycetaceae
Gene: MPD2
Product: protein disulfide isomerase MPD2
Exons: 1
Coding region: 1-807 (268 amino acids)
Biological process (GO): protein folding
Cellular component (GO): endoplasmic reticulum
Molecular function (GO): protein disulfide isomerase activity
Source: RefSeq, a predicted model, not a curated record